AAAUUUACACUGUAGCUCAGAUCGGGGCAUCCACAGCUUGUUCCGAGUUCUUGGUGAGGCCCCAGAUACCUCUCUCCCAUCCUUCACCACAUCCGACAAUGAUCUUCAACAUGCUCGUGCUGUUCACUUUCGUGCUAAUUAGCACUUUUAUACAUUCAAGCGCCAUGUCCACGAAAGAGCAAAACUUCAAAUUGUCUCGCGAAGUAGAUAUGAAUUUUGAAAGGUAUGACUUGGACAAAUCUCUCCGCCAAAAAAUUUCAUCUUGGCGAGCAAAUCACGUAGAUGAAUACUCUAAAUUUCGAUCAACGCUGAGAAUGCAACAAAGAAAGGCAAAGCGAUUAGGACUAGAAUCCGUGGUGGAUCAAGAAUCAAAGAUGAAGAGUUGGCCUCAACAGCGUCUUAGAUCGACAAGGAAAGGUUCCAAAUUGCGCAAGAUUAGAUACUGAUAUUCGUUACCUUAAAGCACUUUUCCACACAACUCUUGACGCCUCUAAAGCACAUGACCCUCUCACGAGUUGUGGGACGAGACCCAAAUACCGGCGCCGUUAAAAAUGUUCGAUGGAAAAAUUGCA
Molecule: messenger RNA, 572 nt
Organism: Meira miltonrushii
Lineage: Eukaryota; Fungi; Basidiomycota; Exobasidiomycetes; Exobasidiales; Brachybasidiaceae
Exons: 1
Coding region: 99-446 (115 amino acids)
Source: RefSeq, a predicted model, not a curated record